CUGAAGUAGGAAGUGAAGGUGAUUCUACACUCUAGAGAGCAUGGAGACAUCUGUGGACCAGAUAAUGGAUCAAGUCUCAUACACCCAGAGUAACCCACUGUUUGACAUGUCACUCAGCAGGACUGAUCUCUACAGUUCCCAGCCUGAUUAUCUGAAGCCAGCGAGGCCCAGAAGACAGUGGUGUUUUAAUGUGAUUGUUGUGUAUCUCAUCUUGCAGACUGCCCUUAAUGCCUUUCUCAUUUAUAAAGUUUUUAAGUUGGAGUCUCUAAUGUCUAACCCCAGGUCUGAGAAAGUGACGUCCAAUCACAUCCCUCUGAAUGAUGGUGACAACAUCCAAACUCUCCUCUACAACAACAGUCAAGAAACCAAGACCCUUAAGGGCCACCUGUGGGCCCUGAAGAACCAGGUCACCAGCCUGUGUGGAGAGGAGGGUCAGUUUAACAAGCUGCAGUCUGACCUGAACCUGCUCAACACCAGCACCCUCAACCUGGAGAGCAAAGUGACCACCAUCAGCCUCAAACCAGGACCUCCUGGUACUCCGGGUACAACUGGAGCGCACGGUAUUCCAGGCUUGCCAGGAAUGAAAGGUGAGAGUGGCGUUGCUGGCCCUCAAGGACCAAAGGGUGAAAUGGGACUCAAAGGACAACCUGGAGAACCAGGAGUUGCCGGUCCAAUUGGUCCCAGCGGUUCACCUGGAAUCCCAGGACCACCAGGGAAUCAAGGUCCAGGUGCAAAGGGAGAGAAAGGAGAUCCCGGUGUACCAGGUGUAAUGGGACCUCCAGGCUUCAAUGGAACUCAAGGUCGUCCCGGACUACCAGGUCCAAAAGGAGACAAGGGAGACCAAGGAAACGCACCAGAGCCGACUGUGCGUCUCGUGCCGGGGAAAUCCAGAGGGCGAGUGGAAGUGAAGUACAACGGGGUCUGGGGCACGGUGUGCGACGACAACUUUAACAUUGUGGAUGGCAAGGUGAUCUGUAAGAUGCUGGGCUUCCAAACUGCCAUUAACACCUACACUGCCACCCCAGGCUCUGGUAGGAUCUGGCUGGAUGAACUGAGAUGUGUAGGAACAGAGUUGGACAUCUUUGGCUGCCCACACAACGGAAUUGGUAUUACCAACUGCCAACACAGCGAGGAUGCCGGAGUGCAAUGUGUGUAGACUGAAACGAUGCCGAAGACCAACAUGAAAAAUGAUGUUUCAACUUCUACACAUAAACAUGAAGUGACAAAUUGAUUGACAGGCAUUACACACACACAGACACACACAGACACACACAGACACACACAGACACACACACACACACACCACAUGCAUAAGUUUUAAUCGGGGAUAUUAGCAGAGAACAAAGCAGCUACUAAUGAUGUUCACAGCUUGAUCUCAUUACAUAUUAAUAAAAUACAGCUUAUAGAAUUGCA
Perca flavescens (yellow perch) is the source of this 1413-nucleotide messenger RNA. It is a transcript of the gene marco, whose product is annotated as macrophage receptor with collagenous structure. Gene Ontology annotation, cellular component: membrane. The transcript is spliced from 11 exons. The record is from RefSeq and is a predicted model, not a curated record. Bases 41 to 1156 code for a protein of 371 amino acids. NCBI's taxonomy places the organism in Eukaryota, Metazoa, Chordata, Actinopteri, Perciformes, Percidae.